AUGGAGACAUUCGUCGAUGAGGCCAUCGGCACGGCCGUCAAGUCUUUCCCAGAGCCCAUCGUCGACGGCUUGAGCCGCGUGGUUUCCAAGCUGCAGAGCGCGACCUCGAAGGGAGACAUCAGCGGGCGCGACGACUGGUUCCCGUACCUGGUCCAGGUAGUCUCCAUCCAGCUGCUGUGCGAUGAACUUGUGAAGUUCGACCACUACCUCAGGAAUCGGCCCUCGAUCGCCCUCGAGCCGACCCCCUGGGAUAUCGACCCGAUCUUGAAGGCGAUUGCGCCCGUGGCCGACGAGGCCGACGCGAUGUUGCAGGCGAUUGGCGACGUGGCCGCCAUUCGCGCCAAGACGGCGGCGGGUCCGGGCGCCCGCUGGUUGGGCGGGCUGGGCGAGAAGAGUCGAAACUCUUGGAAGGACGCCCAGGCGCACGGGGCCAAGACCAUCAUGAAGGGGCCUCGCGUCGCCAAGAUGCGGAAGGAGCUCGAGAAGGCCGUGGCCGACUACAAGGGCAUCGGCGAGCGUUGCAAUGUCAAAAUGGUCAAGACCUGGUUCGAUGACGCCGAGAAUGUCAUUCGGUGCUGCUGGAUCUCCCACGCGGCGGGCCUGCUCUUCCCUGCGUUCAAGACGGCGACGGGCAAUGCGGCCUUGCGCGAGAAGUGCGUGAAGCAUUUGGCCUUGCUGAACCGUCCAGGUGGUAAAGAUAUGGGCCGCGCGCUGCUGCCGAAGGCAGUUCACGCGCGCGCUGAGCUCGCCCUGCUGUUCACGGUUCAGAUAGAAAGCGAGUUUCUCUCAUCGUAUCUGCUGCAUAUCAAGCUCUUCGAGCUCGACAUCUCCGCCUACUGGAACAGCCCUGAGGACCAGCUCCCAGAGGUCGAUCUCCAAAUCGUGAUGGCGAAUGAGCAGCAGUCUGGCAGCAAGAUUCCUGUGUGGAAUGGUGAGGCCUCCACUUUAGAGAGUUUCGAGGAGAAAGUAAAGCUGCGGGUCCUGGGCACGAAGAAGGAUGACAUAAUCUACCUUGGCCCGCGCCUGGUUCAGGCGAUGGACGAGGACUCGCAGCAGUGGUUCGAGGCGAAGAAGGUGUCGCUCGAUGACCUUGUCAAGGAAGACGGAGCUGAAAAGGUUGUGGAGGCACUCAAGGGAGUUCGAGGUACGGUCACGAUGCAGGGGGCUGUGUCCAAGUGGAGAGAGUUUAUGCGUGGAGUGUAUCGGCAUCCAGGUGAAGGUCCGAAGCGAUGGGUCUCUCGUUUCGACAUCCACCUGAGCAAGAUUGGGAAGGCCCUCCACGCAGUCUGUGAUGAGAUUCCAGCCCAAGGGUUUAUGCACGAAUUCAUCUCAGGGCUGAUCCUGCUGGACGGGACGGGCCUAGAUCCGUCAGAGCAGGCCGCGGUGCUGGCGACCAGCGGCCCCAAGGGCAACUCGUACCUCUAUCAGGACGUGAAGAAGGCACUGGCUGAGCAGUGGUCGGAGGAGCAACUGGCAUCGCGGGACAAGCAGAAGGGGUACAAGGCCAGAAAGGGCGCUCACGCGGUCUUCGACGACGCCGACGAGCUUGCCGCCUACGCCGAGGAGGUCUACGACGAGGCGUACAUCGACGGGUUCGAGGAGGCCGCGGACAUCACGGAGUCAGCGAUGACGGCAGCCGAAGACCUGAUGACUGCCGCGCUCGGUGAAGAGCCCAUAGGAGACGAGGAGCAAGGAGAGGAUGCACUGGCAGCGGCCGCCUCGACUCACGAGACGAACGAGUGGACGGAGACGGCCUUCGCGGCUUCGAGGACGUUCGUGGAGGCGAGGAAGCUGAUCAACGAGGUCAAAAACGCCAGGGGCUACUUUCCAGUGGUAGGUCUGGGUGCCUACGACUCGCUCCCGACUCAACCCGCCGCUGGAGCUGGACGCGGGCGGGCAGUGAGCCGGGGCGGGCCACCUCGCAAGGGCAAGGGCAAGGAUCGAGGCGGCGUGGCAGGCCGCGGCAAGGGUCGUGGUCAAAGUCAGAAGCGUCCAGCAGCACUUCAGAAGGACUCGAACUCGGGGACAAAUGACAAGUUCAAGGGGGCUUGCCUGCUCUGCGGCGAGCCGGGCCACAAGGCAAGGGACUGCCCCAAUCGGGGCAACGGCGGCGCCCAAGGGGAGAGGCGCCGGGCUUUCAACAGCUUCGUUGGCGCGGCCGACGGCUACAGCAAGAAGGUCGAGUUCGAGGACGUCCAGGACGUGUUCAUCGGCACGGUCAAUGACGAGGGCGAGGCCAAGGACGGCGACGAGGAAGGGCUGGACGAGUUCGUGGCCUUCAGCAUGGACGACUGCAAGGGCUACGCGCUCCUGGACGGUGGAGCGUCCAGGUCCGUUGGAGGCGUGGAGCAGCUAGAGUACGUGAGCGAGCGACUGAGCGAGCCCAUGGAGGUCAGCCCGGACAAGAGUCUGGGAUUUUCGUUUGCUGGAGGCGACCGGGCCGACGCGCCCUCACGGGUGACCUUCAAUGUGAAGGUCCUGAACGACGAGGCGGUGAGCAUCUAUGUGCUGGACCGUCAGUCUCCCGUGCUACUGGGAAUCGAUAUGCUGAAGAAGUACGGGCUCGUGAUCGAUUACUUCCACAACACCGUGUACUCCCAUCGGUUCAAGCGUGAGAUCCCCACGAGAGUGCGCCCGUCAGGGCACUUGGCACUGAAUCUUACUGCUCUGGGCAACGAGGCCUCGAGCGCAGUCAGCGAAUAG
This is a messenger RNA of Prorocentrum cordatum, 2703 nucleotides long. The record is from the annotation of a GenBank genome assembly. NCBI's taxonomy places the organism in Eukaryota, Dinophyceae, Prorocentrales, Prorocentraceae.